Molecule: messenger RNA, 1637 nt
Organism: Leptinotarsa decemlineata (Colorado potato beetle)
Lineage: Eukaryota; Metazoa; Arthropoda; Insecta; Coleoptera; Chrysomelidae
Product: alpha-enolase
Biological process (GO): glycolytic process
Cellular component (GO): phosphopyruvate hydratase complex
Molecular function (GO): phosphopyruvate hydratase activity; magnesium ion binding
Source: RefSeq, a predicted model, not a curated record
CCUUCACAAGGUCGAAAAGGUGACUAUUCUGUGAUUCAGCUUAGAAAUUUUGACAUUUUCAUUCGUGCCGGUGAGCUGGUAAAGUGGUAGUUUUGAGUUUUUAAGAAAAAAACUUGCACAGAGAUGCCUAUCAAAAGCGUUUUGGCCCGUAAUAUUUUCGACUCACGGGGAAAUCCAACUGUGGAAGUUGACCUGGUCACCGAUUUGGGACUUUUCCGAGCUGCUGUCCCUUCUGGUGCCAGUACUGGUGUCCAUGAAGCCCUAGAGCUACGUGACAAUAUCAAAAGUGAAUACCAUGGCAAAGGAGUUCAGAAAGCCAUUGACAAUAUCAAUAAAAUCAUUGCUCCUGAACUUUUGAGCGCUGGGCUAGAAGUUACUCAGCAAAAAGAAAUAGACGAGUUCAUGCUGAAGUUGGAUGGAACUGAAAAUAAGUCUAAACUUGGUGCCAACGCUAUACUAGGAGUUUCUCUAGCCGUAGCCAAGGCAGGUGCUGCUAAGAAAGGAAUUCCUCUGUACAAACAUAUUGCUGAUUUGGCUGGCAACAAAGAAAUAAUUCUUCCGGUCCCCGCCUUUAAUGUGAUCAAUGGUGGAUCACAUGCUGGCAACAAAUUGGCUAUGCAGGAAUUCAUGAUUUUACCAACUGGGGCAUCCUCCUUCACGGAAGCUAUGAGAAUGGGCAGUGAGGUUUACCAUCAUUUGAAGAAAGUCGUCAAGGACAAAUUUGGUUUAGAUGCUACUGCUGUAGGAGAUGAAGGUGGCUUUGCCCCCAACAUUCUCAACAACAAGGAUGGUUUAGACCUCAUUAAAGUAGCCAUUGAAAAAGCUGGUUACACUGGCAAAAUCGAAAUCGGUAUGGAUGUAGCUGCAUCUGAAUUCUACAAGGAAGGUCAAUACGACUUGGACUUCAAGAACCCCCAAUCCGACAAAAGCAAAUGGUUGACCCCUGAAAAACUUCUUGCCUUGUACCAGGAGUUCAUCAAAGACUUCCCCAUCACUUCCAUUGAAGAUCCCUUCGACCAAGAUGAUUGGGCAGCCUGGUCUGCCAUGACUGCUGCUACAUCCAUUCAAAUUGUUGGAGACGAUCUUACUGUGACAAACCCCAAACGUAUCCAGAUGGCUGUGGACAAGAAAGCCUGCAAUUGUUUGCUCCUCAAAGUAAACCAGAUCGGUACCGUCACGGAAUCGAUCAAAGCUCAUCUGUUGGCCAAAGCUAAUGGCUGGGGCACUAUGGUUUCCCACAGGUCUGGUGAAACUGAAGACACCUUCAUUGCAGACCUGGUUGUGGGAUUGUCUACAGGGCAGAUCAAAACUGGGGCACCUUGCAGAUCUGAACGUCUAGCUAAGUACAACCAGAUACUUCGUAUUGAGGAGGAGUUGGGGUCGGCAGCCAAAUAUGCCGGCAAGUCAUUCCGUAAACCAUGUUAGACAUUUCAUGGUUGAUCAAAUCAGUUUAGCGGAACUUUGGGCACUGCCAAAGAGUCUGAUUACGAAUAUAUUAGGAGCUAAAAUAUUGACACAUUCAAAAUGUACUAUUUUUUAAAUGUAUUCUUUUUUGGAAUUUGAGUAGCUCACUCAAUGUGCAUGCAAAUUAUUUAUUCUGAAUUCCUCCAUGGAAAUAAAUGGAUCUAAACCUCUGA